GGUAGAAAUAAUAGGAAGGUGUAUUUUAGGAGAUACCUUUAAAUUGUUUAGAAAUGAAGUGUUUAUAAUCUGACCCCUAGAGUUCAAGGGGCGGGGUCACGAGAGAAAAAGAGGAGAUUUUUCUAGAGAGUUCGGGAGUGCAAGAAGCAAGAGAAAAGAGUACACACUUGUAGUGUCUAAAGACUGAGAAAAAGAAAAGGAUUUUGAUUUGAAAGUAGAAACAUUGAACAGCUUAAAGACUGUUGAUGGGAGGAACUGAGUGUCGACAAGACGCUGAGCUCAAAAAUUAUAGUUUAUAUUCAACAGUUGCGUGAACCUAAAGUGUGUGCGUGCGCAACGCUCCAAGAGAGUGUCGCAGUUUAUCUUGUUUUUUUUUGUUUCAUCUGUGAAAGUAUUCGGAAGAGAGACAAUACCCGUGUUUUAUUUUACAUUAAAGUGUUAAGAAAUGGUUGAAGUGUUCGGAGCUCAAGGGAUGACUGAGUGAAUGCGGAGCGAUUUAUUAGGAGAGACCGACGUGCUUUCGUGGCCUUGUGAGUACUCCUAACUGUUCGCUAACACAUUAAUUUGAGCUCUUACCUUGCGCGCCUACAAGAGACGUAAAUCCCAGCUGGGAAGGCACUCACAGGUGGGUGAAGCUUUGUGUUCACAGCAAAAGACUCCCCCAGCCACCUCCACCAGAAGAUAGGGAGAUUGAAAACCCAGAGGGAGCAAGCAACAAAAGACUUGCGGUUAACCUUUAAUCUCAUCAAAAGACACCAGAGGAAGUUCUGUGACAGGAGAUAAAACGGACUGACUCAGAACUGCUGCCUAAAGAACCUGAUGAGCAUUCCAUUCAAUUAUAUACACAUCUCAAAGUGGCAUAACUAUGAACUUUAAAAGACUGUGCCUUCUGAAAGGGUGCCUCCAUUGACCCAUCAACUCAAGUGACACAUCUCAGAUCCAAAAAUAGACACAGGACCGGGUUGCUGCAAUGUCUCCAUCUGUGGGCAAAAUACUUUGCUGGACCAGCCAUUACAGUCAGGCCUCAACGUUGGUUCUUCUCUACCUCUUCCUAAUUGCUUUGGCUGCAAGGCCCAAAGGUCCAGGCCACACACAUCUGAACUCUAUUCGGAUUGAUGGGGACAUCUCACUGGGUGGCCUGUUUCCAGUUCACUCUCGGGGCCACGAGGGCAAACCCUGUGGUGAACUAAAAAAGGAAAAGGGGAUCCAUCGUCUGGAGGCUAUGCUCUUUGCUCUGGACCGCAUCAACAAUGACCAUGAACUGCUUCCCAAUAUCACGCUGGGAGCCCGCAUCCUGGACACUUGCUCACGGGACACCCACGCUCUGGAGCAGUCGCUCACAUUUGUCCAGGCUCUCAUUGAAAAGGAUGGGACGGAUGUCAAAUGCCAAGGUGGUGGAUCGCCCAUCAUUACCAAGCCUGAAAGAGUGGUGGGUGUAAUUGGAGCUUCUUCCAGUUCUGUGUCCAUCAUGGUGGCAAACAUCCUCCGCUUGUUUAAGAUUCCCCAGGUGAGUUAUGCCUCCACGGCGCCGGAGCUGAGUGACAACACACGUUAUGACUUCUUCUCCCGUGUGGUACCUCCGGACACCUACCAGGCACAGGCGAUGGUGGACAUUGUUAGGGCCAUGCGCUGGAACUAUGUGUCCACUGUGGCAUCUGAGGGCAAUUAUGGAGAGAGUGGUGUCGAUGCAUUUAUCCAAAAAUCCCGGGAAGACGGGAGUGUUUGUAUCUCACAGUCGGUGAAGAUCCCCCGUGAGCCAAAACCUGGAGAAUUUGAUAAGAUUAUUCAGAGGCUGGGAGAAAAUCCAAAUGCAAGAGUUGUUAUUAUUUUUGCAAAUGAGGAUGAUAUAAGGCGGCUACUGCAAGCAGCGAAGAAGGCCAAUCAGACGGGUCAUUUCCUGUGGGUGGGGUCAGAUAGCUGGGGCUCGAAGAUAUCGCCUGUUCUUCACCAAGAGGAGAUGGCAGAGGGAGCUGUCACCAUCCUACCUAAACGACAGUCCAUCAGAGGCUUUGAUCGCUACUUCACCAGUCGAACGCUCGAGAACAACCGGAGGAAUAUCUGGUUCGCAGAGUUCUGGGAGAACAAUUUCAACUGCAAGCUCAGUCGCCAUGCCUUGAAGAAGGGAUCUGGCCUUAAAAAAUGCACAAAUCAAGAAAGGAUUGGACAUGACUCAUCCUAUGAGCAAGAGGGCAAAGUGAUGUUUGUGAUUGAUGCUGUGUAUGCAAUGGCCCAUGCCCUUCACAACAUGCACAAAGACCUCUGUCCUGGAAAGGUGGGACUCUGUUCUAAAAUGGACCCUGUUGAUGGAACCCUCCUGCUAAAGUACAUUCGCAAUGUCAAAAUAUCAGGCAUAGCCGGCAAUCCAGUGCACUUCAACGAGAAUGGAGAUGCCCCAGGCCGCUACGAUAUCUACCAGUACCAGAUAAACAAAACGGCCGAAUACAAAAUCAUCGGCCACUGGACUGACCAGCUUUACCUAAAUAUGCGGGCAAUGCAAUGGCCAGGUGGGGGGAAGCAGGUGCCAUCAUCUAUUUGCAGUCAGCCCUGCAAACCAGGAUGGCGCAAGAAAAUCGUUAAGGGCAUUUCCUGUUGCUGGCACUGCGAACGUUGCGAUGGGUACCAGUACCAAGCAGACCUCUACAGCUGCAAGAUGUGCCGCUUUGAUUUGAGACCCAACAAGAACCACACAGGUUGCCAGCCUAUCCCUAUUGUGAAGCUGGAGUGGAGCUCACCUUGGGCAGUCAUACCUGUCCUAAUCGCCAUUCUUGGCAUCAUAGCCACGCUUUUUGUGGUGGUCACCUUCAUCCGCUACAAUGACACGCCAAUUGUCAAGGCAUCCGGCCGAGAGCUUAGCUAUGUCCUGCUCACAGGCAUAUUUCUUUGUUAUGCUACCACUUUCCUUAUGAUCUCCACCCCAGAUGUUGGGAUUUGCUCACUGCGGCGAAUUUUCCUAGGGCUCGGAAUGAGUAUCAGCUAUGCGGCGUUACUUACCAAAACCAACCGGAUUUAUCGGAUUUUUGAGCAGGGGAAAAUGAUGGUCAGCGCACCACGAUUCAUCAGUCCAGCUUCACAGUUGGUAAUCACCUUUAGCCUGAUCUCAGUUCAGCUCCUAGGGGUGUGCAUCUGGUUCAUAGUAGACCCUUCCCAAGCUCUCAUUGACUAUGAGGAUCAACGCACGGCAGAUCCCGAGAUGGCUCGCGGAGUUCUAAAGUGUGACAUAUCAGAUUUGUCGCUCAUCUGCCUUUUGGGAUACAGCAUGUUACUGAUGGUCACGUGCACGGUGUACGCCAUCAAGACACGAGGGGUUCCUGAGACCUUCAACGAGGCCAAGCCCAUCGGCUUCACCAUGUACACCACCUGCAUCAUCUGGCUCGCCUUCAUCCCCAUCUUCUUUGGGACAUCGCAGUCAACGGAAAAGAUGUACAUACAAACAACCACACUGACCAUCUCAGUGAGUCUGAGUGCGUCUGUGUCUCUUGGGAUGCUCUACAUGCCGAAAGUUUAUGUGGUGCUCUUCCACCCGGAGCAGAAUGUGGCCAAGCGGAGCACUCGCAGUCUGAAAGCUGUAGUUACUGCUGCUACCAUGUCUAACAAGUUCAACCCCAAAGCCAGCCUGAGGCCCAACGGAGAAGCCAAGUCUGAGCUGUGUGAGAACCUGGAAACUCAGGGACUCAGCCCUAAACAAACGUACAUCAGCUACAGCAACCAUGCAAUCUAGGUAAGUGAUAAAAGGCCACUACAAAAUCAAAAUCCCAGAGUGACCCCUGGAAGACAGCAUUUCAAGAUAAAUCACUCAAGUUAGCCAGUUGGAAGGGAGAUACCAGAUGGUUUGAAGACCCCACAGACAUGUUUCCAUUAAUGAAGCUUAUGUGAAGCCACAUAGGGAGCAUCUGGGGAGGCCAUGCCCAUGACUGUUGAGACGAUCGUGUUGGAAUGACGGACUGUCACCCAGACAAUUUCAUUACAGCUUGCUCUAUCUAUUCCAGAUGUCAUUGUUAAAGUGAUACACACUAAUUAAGGACCACAUGUCAGUGUCCGCUGUUUCAUUGAUGCUAACACUAUGUGGUGGCUAAAAAAAAAAAGAAAAAAAAAAAAACAAAGAAA
Molecule: messenger RNA, 4104 nt
Organism: Myxocyprinus asiaticus (Chinese sucker)
Lineage: Eukaryota; Metazoa; Chordata; Actinopteri; Cypriniformes; Catostomidae
Product: metabotropic glutamate receptor 4-like
Exons: 11
Coding region: 971-3718 (915 amino acids)
Biological process (GO): regulation of synaptic transmission, glutamatergic; G protein-coupled glutamate receptor signaling pathway
Cellular component (GO): membrane
Molecular function (GO): adenylate cyclase inhibiting G protein-coupled glutamate receptor activity
Source: RefSeq, a predicted model, not a curated record